AUGCCUCCUAAACAGGCCCCUCCCCCGGUUAAACCCCCUCCCAGUCGGAAAGGCACAGUUAUAAAGCCGCGCGAACAGACGAAAUCUCGUGUCAUUCCGCCUUCCACAUCCUCCAAGCCUCCGUAUCCCGCAUAUGACGCCCCUUCAGCAGAGACGCAUAUAAAAAUCAACCUCCAGAACCAAAAAUUCGAUGUCGUGGAGUACACGAAAAUACUCGAAGACCGAUCCAACACCGCUUCCUCCCCCUCCUCGUCGUCUUCUCCAACUUCCACUGCCUCUUCAUUCUCAUCUAAAAAUGGGAAAUCCUUCACCCCAUCAUCGGAUCUCUCCCAGACAACAUCCACAGGUUCAUCUGUUUCUACAAAUCUGUCCAGCUUUUUCCGCUCCUCCAGAUUCCGUCGGGUCGCUCUCCGCUAUGGAGGAUACGGCGUAAUCGCGGUGGGCGGCCUUCUUCUUCUCUCAGACCACCUCGUACAGGUGAUGUGGGUGAACGGCCCGUCAAUGACACCCUGCUUGAAUGAAGGCUAUGGAGAGACAAAUCUUGUCAAAGACAUGAUAUUAGUGAAGAAGUGGGAACCGACGCGGAAUCUUAAAAGGGGGAUGGUUGUUACAUUCCCCUCCCACCUCAAUCCCUCCAAAACCACCGUUAAACGCAUAAUAGCUUUGCCGGGUGACCGGGUGACCCCACGCCAUCAAUCUGGGGGCAGCGCGCAAAUCGUCCCCUGGAACCACGUUUGGGUGGAAGGCGAUGCAUCCGAUGCAAAGAAGACGAUGGACAGCAAUACGUACGGGCCUGUGUCGAUGAGUCUAAUCUCAGGACGGGUGAUGUGUGUGCUGUGGCCGCGAAUGAGGAUGUUGAGGUGGGAUGAUUGGGCAAGAGAGGGGACGGGGGCUGCCGCGAAGAGGUUGAGAGUUGAGGAGGACGCGGUAAAAAUUGAGAAGCCGUAUAUUGGAGCAUAGAAUGGUCGCAUGACCUAUUUUCUUUUUUCAAUUCGGUUAGUGUAUUUUUAUAUCAUACCAAUUUCAUCUGUAUUUGUAUAUUGCUGUUAUGGAGGGAGUCUGUUACGCCGGAAAUUGGUUCAGGGUUUGGGAUAUGUAUAUAAUUAUUUCUCUACGGAUCUGUUAUGAUACCAUUGGCACAUGUAACUAGUGUACAUUUUAUAUAUAUAACGCAUAU
Messenger RNA from Histoplasma capsulatum G186AR, 1177 nucleotides. RefSeq lists its product as uncharacterized. The coding region runs from base 1 to 960 and encodes 319 amino acids. Gene Ontology annotation, cellular component: mitochondrial inner membrane peptidase complex; membrane. NCBI's taxonomy places the organism in Eukaryota, Fungi, Ascomycota, Eurotiomycetes, Onygenales, Ajellomycetaceae. The transcript is spliced from 2 exons. Gene Ontology annotation, molecular function: serine-type endopeptidase activity. Gene Ontology annotation, biological process: mitochondrial respiratory chain complex assembly. The record is from RefSeq and is a predicted model, not a curated record.